Cricetulus griseus (Chinese hamster) is the source of this 2345-nucleotide messenger RNA. NCBI's taxonomy places the organism in Eukaryota, Metazoa, Chordata, Mammalia, Rodentia, Cricetidae. The record is from RefSeq and is a predicted model, not a curated record.
AUAUUCCCUAGAUGCCGAGUCCCACGGAGGCUUCUUUGCGGGUCGAGCCUUAGGACUAGCAGUGAAGCCCCUUGCAGUCGUGCGUUCCCCGAGCUAGCCAGAGUACAAGACUGCAAGCCCCACAGCCUUGCAGAUCUUCCUGUAAAGAAGAGGGGGGCGUUCACGCAUUCCUUUCGUGAAAGGCCUGGUACUUUGGUUCCAAAGCUCUCGUUUCCUUGGGGAACAGAACUGUUAGGCGCAGCAGGUGCGCUGUCUUUAGUCUUCCCCAUCCCACCUACGGCCCAAAGGGGUUAAAUCCUGGCUCCAGUAACUUGGGAGAAGGAAGCUAUAAUUUCUCAGUAUGUUUCCACUGACUGAAGAAAACAAGCAUGUGGCCCGGUUGUUGUUCAGUUCUGGUACCUGUCCGAGAUGUAUCUUCAGAUUCUGUGGUGUGGAUCUUCAUGGACCUUACAAACGCCCAUCCAAGGAGUUGUUCAAUGAUCUACAGAAAUUUCUAGAAACUGAAAAAGAUGAGUUAAUUUUGGAGCUUCCAAACCCACCACUGAAGAAAAUUCGUCUUCAAGAAGACGGAAUGGAUAAUUUGAGUGGAAAUGGAGAAGAGGGGAGCUCUGCCACAGAAGAUGAAAUCAUUGCCUCUGAGGCUUCAGAUUUGCGUGUAUGCAAUGUUUGCUUAGGAAUCCUUCAAGAGUUCUGCGAGAAAGAGUUUGUAGCAAAGGUGUGUCAAAAGGUUGAAGCCUCUGGGUUUGAAUUCACCAGCAUGGUUUUAUCGGUUUCCUUCCCACCACAGCUGUCUGUGAGAGAGCAUGCAGCAUGGUUGCUGGUAAAACAGGAAAUAGGAAAACAGAGUCUGCCUCUGGGAAGAAACGAUUUAGUUCAGCUGAAAGAAGCCUACAAAUGGAUAACUCACCCCCUGUUUUCAGAGGGACUGGGAAUUCCCAUUGAUGGAAAGAGCUUGUUUGAAGUGAGUGUGGUCUUUGCUCAUCCAGAAACAGUUGAGGAUUGCCACUUCCUAGGUGAAGUUUGCCCAGAUUGUUUCAAACCAGCCAAAAACAAACAGUCAGUGUUCACCAGAAUGGCCGUUUUGAAAGCUUUGAACAAGAUAAAAGAAGAGGAUUUCUUCAAGCAAUUUCCUUGUCCUCCAAACUCACCAAAGACUGUAUGCACUGUCCUUGAAAUUGAAUGUACUCAUGGUGCUGUUUUUGUUGCUGGCAGAUAUAAUAAAUACUCUAGGAAUCUACCACAAACUCCUUGGAUAAUUGAUGGAGAAAGGAAAAUGGAAUCUUCGGUAGAAGAACUAAUUUCAGAUCAUCUGUUGGCAGCAUUCAAAGCAGAGAGUUUUAAUUUCUCAUCCUCUGGAAGAGAAGAUGUAGAUGUGAGAACUUUAGGAAAUGGAAGGCCUUUUGCAGUGGAGCUGCUAAAUCCUCAUAGAGUGCGUUUCACUUCGCAAGAAGUUAAGGAGCUCCAGCAGAAAAUUAAUAAGUCAUCUGACAAAAUCCAAGUACGUGAUUUGCAGCUUGUCACCAGAGAGGCAAUAGGGUACAUGAAGGAAGGUGAAGAAGAGAAGACCAAGACCUACAGUGCCCUGAUAUGGACGAGUAAAGCCAUACAGAAGAAAGACAUUGGAUUUCUAAACGACCUAAAGGACUUAAAGAUUGACCAGAAAACACCUCUCCGGGUCCUUCACCGAAGGCCUUUGGCUGUGAGAACUCGGUCCAUUCAUUCUAUGGAGACACACUACCUGGAUGAGCAUCAUUUUCGUCUGUAUUUGAAGACCCAAGCUGGAACCUACAUUAAAGAAUUUGUACACGGAGACUUUGGGAGAACCAAGCCAAACAUCGGCUCUCUGAUGAACGUGACUGCAGACAUUCUUGAGCUAGAUGUGGAGUCUGUGGAUGUUGACUGGCCACCUGCUUUGGAUGACUAGCUCUCACAUUUGAACACUAAGGGUUUUCCUAACACGAUGCUCGUACAGGCAGCAUAUCCUGGAAGAUGACUUACUCACCACAACAGUGUCUUCAGAACGACCUGGAUCGUGUUGAUCUGUCCCAAAGCUCACUGUAACAUCUAGUACAUCUCAGGGUCUGUGCGUACAUAGAUCUCAGGGUCUGUCUGUAUGCAUAUUUUGUGUUCUGUCUUUUUUCAUUCCAUGUCUCGUGACCACAAAACCAAAAUAGGAAUAAUCCAACCAUUUUCCAUUUUGAUUCUGUCACUUAGAGAAGUGUGCAGGGGGAGAUGGUGUUAAGAGGAGCUGAGACUUCUUCCACCGAGGUUUCCUAAGGAGACACAAUACCUUUAAAAGAAUGUGCUCAAGUUUCCAGAUCAUCUGAAUAAACGCUACAACUAGA